AUGAACCGAUUACAAGAAACGCAAAGUUCACCAUGCAAGGAUACAAUGAAAGAUUGUUCAAAAAGCAAAUUGACCAAAAUUUAUCCCAAAAGUACUGGUAAUUUAAAAGUACCACAGAGCUCACAUUUCCGAAAAGAUCAAGCUCAAUCUUUCGAUCAUGAAUACGUGGAGAAAGAUCUUAACGAAGUAUCGAAUCUGAUCAAUCAGAAUUCUAAAGUACCGAAGGAACGAUGGAUCGCAUUGGCUUUAUUUUGUAUACUAAGUUCCAGUCAGUGUUGCAUAUGGAAUACUUGGGGUCCUAUAACAAUACCAACAAUGAUAGCUUUUUCCAAUUGGCAAAAAUAUCACAUUGCUCUUUUAUCCGAUUGGGGUUGCAUAACGUAUCUCACAUUUUGUCUUCCUUGUUGUUGGUUUUUGUAUAAAAAAGGUUUGGUAGCACCCAUAAGAAUGGCAGCGAUCCUUUCAGCAUUAGCAGCUUUCAUCAGAUGUUUUUCGUGCAAUGAAACGAUCUUCACUAUAACGGCACAUUUAGCGGCCAUCUUAAAUGGUCUGUCUGGGGUAAUAAUCGGUCCAGCUACAGCCCUGGUAUCUGCUGUUUGGUUCCCACGUGGAGAACGCACCACCGCAACCGGUAUAUCUUCCGCUAGUAAUCAAUUUGGCAUGGCCGUAUCUUAUUUGAUAGGACCAGCUGUUGUUGGAGAUAUAUUUCAUCCAAAAUCAUCUUCAAAUAAUAAUCGUAUUCAAACGAUUCUUCGUGUACAAAUCAUGUCGUUGAUGAGAAUCGAAUUCGUGAUUCAAUCCCUUAUCGUUGUUGGAAUCAUAGCAUUUUUUCCAAACCAUCCUAAUGCCAUUGAUGCCACAGACACCUCUUCUCAUUUAAGCUUGAUCGAUUCACUCUUAUUUCUUCUCAAAAAGAAGAAUAUGUGGCAAUUAUGUUUAGCAGCUGCACUUAGUCAAGGUGUUACCGGACCAUGGCUCAGUAUGAUCACUUUAACAUUUGAUUCUAUGGUUACACAAGAGGAAGCUGAUAAACUUGCUUUCUGGACUAUAAUUUUUGGCAGCGUUAUUAGCUUGGUGGCUUCAAGAGUGGCCGAUAUUUUUCAAAAUCAUCUCAGAAUCGGUCUUUUUGUAUUACUAAUGAUAUCCGUGACAAUGUUUCUCUGGGUUUUAUUGCUCGAAAAUCAAAUCUUAAUAUUUCGUAAGGAAGAACUUUAUGCUGCUGUGAUAUUUGGAGUAUCGGCCAGCUGGUCCACUCCAGCCUUAUUCCUUGAACUUGCUUCUGAAAUCGCAUUUCCUGUUUCGGAAGCCAUCGUAGGAGGAUAUAUGAUAUUUCUAGCUAACUUGAUAGGAACUUUAUUUUAUUUUUCUUAUUUUAUACCUGGAAUUGGUGAUCGAUGGUCUACCUAUUGUGUUUUUGUAAAUUUAGCAAUAUCAACUAUUCUCAUAUUUUAUUUAAAAGAAGAAUAUAAUCGUACAUAA
Messenger RNA from Polistes dominula (European paper wasp), 1479 nucleotides. Its product is annotated as solute carrier family 49 member 4 homolog. The record is from RefSeq and is a predicted model, not a curated record. Gene Ontology annotation, cellular component: intracellular membrane-bounded organelle; membrane. NCBI's taxonomy places the organism in Eukaryota, Metazoa, Arthropoda, Insecta, Hymenoptera, Vespidae.